AUGGGUGGAAUAGUACGACAGAAUCGAGAAUUUUUUAAGAUUGUCAUCGAUACCGUGAAAUUGUGUGGACGUCAAAACUUUGCACUGAGAGGUCAUAGAGAUAGCGGCCCUUUAAGUGUAAAUGACGGAGAUUUUGAAAGUGGUAUAAACGAAGGGAACUUCCGAGCAUUGCUACGUUACAAGGUUUCUUCUGGAGAUAAAAUAUUGUUAGAUCACAUUAAAACUUCCCCGCGUAAUGCAACCUACAUUAGUUGGCAAGUCCAGAACGAAAUUAUUAAUUUGUACGAGAGCAACAUUCGGCAAUGCAUCGUGAACAAGGUGAAAGAUGCGGUCUUUUACUCAGUUCUAGCAGACGAAACUAGCGAUGUUUCGCUAAUCGAACAACUGUCUAUUUGUGUCCGUUAUGUGGAGGUGGCCAACGACAAUAAACCAGAAAUUAGAGAAGACUUCUUGGGUUUUGUGGCUGUGGAAAAUAUGUCCGGGCAUGCGCUUGCUAAUUCAAUUAUUGAAACGUUAAAGAUGUGGGGGCUCGAUCUAUCCAAUUUACGCGGUCAAGGAUAUGAUGGAGCGGCAAACAUGGCAAUGCAGUUUCGUGGUGUUCAAGCGCACAGAUACAUAAACGGACGUAUGUAA
This is a messenger RNA of Ciona intestinalis (vase tunicate), 633 nucleotides long. The record is from RefSeq and is a predicted model, not a curated record. NCBI's taxonomy places the organism in Eukaryota, Metazoa, Chordata, Ascidiacea, Phlebobranchia, Cionidae.